CCAAGCUUGCCGGUCAAGAUUCUCCUUCUCUCUGGUCAAAGACAGACGAAGUUUCAUCCACUGGAACUGAAAGUAUAUGAACAGAGGCGAGUAGUUGCACUGCCGCAUCGAGAAAUCAGCAGACCUCAAGAAAAUAGCUCAGCAAUGGACGCCACGGCGACGCCAACAACCCAAGAAGUCACCGGCACGGCGAAGGUAACCGUGGCCGAGGUGACGCUCCGGAAGUUCGAGCUGUCCGACGUGGACGCCAUGAUGGCGUGGGCGUCGGACCCGCAGGUGGCCGCCCCGUGCCGGUGGGACGCCUACGAGUCGACGGAGCCGCUGCUGGCCUUCAUUCGCGACACCGUGCUCCCGCACCCGUGGUUCCGCGCCAUCUGCCUCGAGUCCGGCUCCGGCCGCCCCGUCGGCGCGGUGUCCGUGUCGCCGACGGGGGACCCGUGCCGCGCCGAGCUGGGCUACGUGCUGGCGCGCGCGCACUGGGGCCGGGGCGUCGCCACGGCCGCCGUGAAGCGCGCGGUGGCCACGGUGUUCGCCGAGGUGCAGGGACUGGAGCGCGUGGAGGCGCUCGUCGACGUCGCCAACCCGGCGUCGCAGCGCGUGCUGGAGAAGGCCGGGUUCCGCCGCGAGGGCGUGCUGCGGCGGCACUACUGGCACAAGGGACGCGCCAGGGACAUGGUCAUGUACAGCUUCCUCUCCGACGACACCCUCCCCGAGUGAUCCCCUUCGCCCUUUGGCGGGCGAAUCGUCCUUGCAUGCAUCAUCUCGAUCAGCUCAGCUGCAAAUCUCUUUCGCAAUCCUUGUUACUACAUACGGAAAAAAUAUGUAUCGAUGCAAUCAUGUAAAAGUGGACCGUGCUAUCAUGUGUUUUGGCUAUGUUUGGGACCAAAGA
Messenger RNA from Sorghum bicolor (sorghum), 889 nucleotides. RefSeq lists its product as uncharacterized. Bases 145 to 717 code for a protein of 190 amino acids. NCBI's taxonomy places the organism in Eukaryota, Viridiplantae, Streptophyta, Magnoliopsida, Poales, Poaceae. The transcript has a single exon. The record is from RefSeq and is a predicted model, not a curated record. Gene Ontology annotation, molecular function: acyltransferase activity, transferring groups other than amino-acyl groups.